CGAUGGUCCAGCCAGGGGCUGACCCUGCCCUCCGUCCUUCCCAGGAGCUGACCUUCCUGACCAAGCAGGAGAUUCUGCUGGCUCACCGGCGCUUCAGCGAUCUCCUGCCCAAGGAGGAGCGGGAGCAGGCUUUCCUGACAAGGGUGCCCAGGAGCAAGAUCCUGAUGCUGCCUGAGCUGCGGGCAAACCCUUUCCGGCACCGGAUUUGCCAUGUCUUCUCUACAGCCGAGGAUGGGGAUGGCAGUAUGUCCUUUGAGGAUUUUUUGGACAUGCUGAGUGUCUUUAGUGAUUCGGCUACGCUAGAGAUCAAGUCACAUUAUGCCUUCCGCAUCUUUGAUUUUGAUGAUGAUGGAACUCUGGACAAGAAGGAUUUAGAGAAUCUGGUAAACUGUCUGACUGGGGAAGGAGAAGACAGCCGGCUGACCUCCGUGGAAAUGGAGCAGCUCAUCGAGAAUAUCUUAGAAGAGGCGGAUAUUGACAAAGAUGGGACCAUCAAUCUCUCUGAGUUCCAGCACAUCAUUUCUCGAUCACCAGAUUUCACCAGUUCCUUCAAAAUUGUGCUCUGACUCUUCCCUUCUACCGACGUCUGCCGGAAGACUCAACCAUGUUUCUGCAGAUUAACUUCUGUCUCUCCACCACAGCCGAAGGCAGCUGUGUCAAGGGAAGGCUCAACCUUAUGCACCCACCCAUGCCACCCAUGGAGGAGUCCAGGCAUCACGCGAGGCUGGCCUGGUCAAGCUCUACCCCUGGAUGGCCUGGUGCCUGGAAGACCCUUUGAGUCUUCUUUCCCCUGCAGCUGGCGUUUGUGUGGGGAGGGAAACGGAGCAAGGGCUGGUGAGGCUGCGGCUUGGGUUUUUGCCCCCCCUCCUUCCCUGUAGUCCAGCCACUGCCUUGCCAUGGGUGCCUUACUUGUUUAAACCAUGCUCUCUGGCAAUCUGUUAAUAGUUUGAAGUGGGACAUCAUCUCGCACACCUUUUGGUGCGCUACGUGGUACGGAUUUGCCAGGGCCCAUCCCAGCAGCAGAGCGUGGCUGACAUUCCAAAUAAUACAGUGCCUUUACAGAGAUGCUCAGCAACUUUAAAAGCUUCCACCCCUUGGCAGAUUAUUAGUGGCAACGGACUGUUGUCUCCCACCAGUGUCCCCCCACCUCUGAACUCCAGCCUCUCUCUCACUUGCAUCUCCGCCUGCAAGUGCGGGAGCCCUGCCUGCAGGCUUGCUUGGGCCCACCUCUGGGGCUCCAGGUCUGAGCCUGGGUGAGGACAACCGUGUGGUUGCUUCUUAAAGCCUUAGCUUUAAGAGGGAGAGCACCAGACCUUCUUUUUAAACAAAACUUUCACUUUCAUGGCCUUGCCUGGUGUCUAUCUACCAAUAAAGCUCAGCAGUUGGAAGCCUU
This is a messenger RNA of Pogona vitticeps (central bearded dragon), 1393 nucleotides long. Lineage: Eukaryota; Metazoa; Chordata; Lepidosauria; Squamata; Agamidae. The record is from RefSeq and is a predicted model, not a curated record.